AAUUAAAUUGAAAGGAGUGACAAAAAUCAUCAAAGUAUUAUUAUUUAAUAUUCAUCUUAUAAAAAAUAUAUUUGUAAAUAAAUAAUUCCUCGGUGUAGGAUUUGAAUGUGAAUUCAGGCCUCGCAAAAUUUUUGAACCCGGCCCCGCAAAAUGUCACGCCGGUCCUGGCUGUAAUCGAAUCCCACGAGUUUCUUACUCAAGUAUAGGCGCGAGUUCUACGUGUUUUAAAAUCAAUUAUUUAACGAAGAACAUUUCGUACGAAAGUAUGUUGUCCUACAUUUUCGAUAUACUUUUCCAAGAGAUUCUAAAUCUGUAGAAGAAUCUAAUUUUAAUCGAGAUUAAGUAUUAAAGGUUCAGUUUAUCAAUAAUGGAAUAAAAGAAGUAUACGUGGCAGGUGGCACCACCAAACGGACGUCGAGGAAAACACUCCACGUCUAUACCAGGCUCGCACAGUUUCGUUGGGCAUUCGGUGACUCGAAGUCAUCCGAUAAAUGAUGAUGCCUCUCUGUUGUGCCUUCGCGUUUCGUAAACACGAGGGAACGUGUUAGUGUUCACGCGCUUUUCGAACAGUCUGUGAUACGAAAUUGUGUUCAAAUGUCGGGACACGCGUUGCUCGUAAUAAACACUUUGCAAUUGACACGCGACACGCAAACGUAAGCAUGCUGGAUGCACUGCAAUGCAAUUGCAACAUUGACAUUAAGUGUAACCGUAUUUUCCUUAGAAGAACGAAACGUUGAUCGUGCAAGGUGCGCUAUACGUGACAUCUAACAUGUCUAUGAAGAAAGAGUCUCCUUGGGACGUGGAAUUGCACCUGGCAGCGGCGCGCGGCGACGCGAAGCGUCUUCGAAUUCUGUUGGACUCUGGACGCGUCCACGUCGACUGCAAGGACAAGGAUGGGACGACUCCUUUAAUAUUGGCCGCCGCCGGAGGCCACAUUGAGGCAGUCACCGAAUUGCUGCAACAAGGGGCGGAUCCUAAUGCCAGAAGGCUGACCGGCACCACGGCGCUUUUCUUUGCCGCCCAGGGUGGUUACAUGGACAUCGCCGGCCUGCUAUUGGAGCACGGUUCCGUGGUGGACUCCUGCAGCAUAGAUGGCGGUACCCCACUUUUCGUCGCGUGCCAGUGCGGUCACCUGGACGUGGUGGAAGGUUUAAUCGAGAGAGGAGCCAACCCGAACGCUCACAUGAAGGAUGGUGCCACAGCGUUGUUCAUAGCGGCUCAGAAUGGGCACGUGCGCAUCUUGGAGGUCCUCCUGGAGCACGGCGCAAAGACGGACGCAGCGCGAACCGACGGCGCCACGCCUUUAUGGAUAGGAGCACAAAUGGGACACGAUCACGUCGUGAGGAGGCUUUUGAAAGCUGGUGCGAAGGUCGAUGCCACCAGACACGAUGGCGCGACACCGCUUUUUAAAGCUGCCCAUAAAGGUCACACGGCUGUCGUUGGUGAGCUGCUCAAGUAUCGUCCGUCGCUUGGUAUUCUUCCAAACGGCGAAAGCGCUCUGCACGCAGCAGCCUUAACAGGGCAAAUGACUGUUGCAAGGCAACUGGUAGGGGCAGGUGCGGACCCUCUGCUUGUGAAUCAAGAGGGUGUUACGCCUCUUCAAUUGGCUGUUAGACAUUCGCAGACACAAGUUGCUAAUUAUCUAAAGGAUAAAGUUAGAGCACGAACAUCUUAGCAAAGUCUACGUUUCUUAUCCGCCCAGUAAAGUAGAAGUUAAUAUACAAAAAUAACAGAGAAAAAACUAUAGACCAGUGUGGGAGAAAUCAGUAUUUCUAAAGAGAAUAUAAUAUAUAUAUAUAUAUACACGUUACACGUUGGAUGUACAAUAUUAGACACGUUAAAAAUAGUGUGAUCAAGUAAGUGCAAUCUUAUUGUAUUCCGUAGCGUUCUAAGAUCUUUGCCGCGUUAUCCAAGACUGUGGUCGGAAACUCUGUCGUAAAACUAUUAGCUAUCUAUCUGGUGUAUAUACGAUUAGAAAUCAUAUAGUGUAAAAUAUAUUUUAACGCAUUCUGUUGUUGUAAAUAUUUUAUAUGAACUUUAAAAGCACAUGUCAACGUAACGUGUUAUGGAUCCCACAGAAUUGUUUUCACAAUAGAACUAUAUAUUUUGUUAGCAAUGUACUCAUCGUUACAUAAAGAUCUUCGGCGUUGACGGAUAUAAUAUAUACUUUUGAAUAAUGCAAUCGUUUUGUUCUAAUUGAGAAUUGUAUAAGACUGAUUGAUUUGCCUUGGAGAAUACAAAAUUCAAUAAUUUUGUAGUACAAUAUCUAUUUCUUCCUGUUGAUUCGUAUAGUAUGAAGAUAACGCAGCGCGCACAGAUAAAUUUUAAGGAAUUAAUAGAAAGUAAAAAUUAAGUUCUAAAAUUUUGCUACAAAACGAUAUUAAGACGUUUCAUUUGGAUAUAACAUUAUGAGAUAUUUUGUAAUUAUUUGUUUGGUGUUACUUUACAAUGUAAUAAAUACAUUUACUGUUUU
This is a messenger RNA of Hylaeus anthracinus, 2473 nucleotides long. Its product is annotated as ankyrin repeat domain-containing protein 29. Gene Ontology annotation, molecular function: protein binding. The transcript is spliced from 8 exons. The record is from RefSeq and is a predicted model, not a curated record. NCBI's taxonomy places the organism in Eukaryota, Metazoa, Arthropoda, Insecta, Hymenoptera, Colletidae. The coding region runs from base 770 to 1675 and encodes 301 amino acids.